This is a messenger RNA of Tetrahymena thermophila SB210, 915 nucleotides long. RefSeq names its product transmembrane protein, putative. The record is from RefSeq and is a predicted model, not a curated record. The transcript has 3 exons. NCBI's taxonomy places the organism in Eukaryota, Ciliophora, Oligohymenophorea, Hymenostomatida, Tetrahymenidae.
AUGGAAACGGCACUUCAUCUAGCCAAAACUAGGAAGAAAGGAAAGACAAACGUAAGAGAGUUAGGAUUCAUAAGAGUAAAUACAUUUGUUUCAAAUAAAUCCAAUUAAAGAGUCUGCAAAUUAAAUUAGUAAUCUCUUAAUUAAUUUUAUUCUGGAAUUAUUCGUAUAAAGGAAGAUAAUUUGAAAAAAAGUAAAGUCUUGAUUCCUAAUUACUUUACGCAACCUUCGAUUCUUUGCCACUUACUUUUAUACAAUUUUAAGACUAGAACAGUCAAGUCAAAUCAAAAGUAUUUAAAGACGUGGCUAAUUAGUAUUAUUUAUAUUUCAAUCAAUAUAAUUUCUCUGUCUGAGCUUAGAGUCAAUAAUAACCUACUUCGAUCAAACAAUUAACAAUAGUAUGUAUAUGGAUUCGUCUAUUAUAAAAAUUUAAUUUUUAAGUACACAGUUUUUAUAGCAAAUAAGAACCAUAAAUUCUAAUAAAAGCAAUUUUAACUUUACCAAUUUACUAUUAUUCUUUGUUUGCACUUAAAUAAUCAAUUUUUAUGUAAUUAAAAGAGCUGUACUGUAAAAUUCCGCAAGGACUGCAGACUUUUUUUAAUUAUUACCUUUAAAAUAUGUAAAGACUUUCUGAUAGAUAAUUAAUUCUGCACAGAAAAACAAAGGUUAAAAAUAAAAGUUACUAAAAUUUACAAUUAAAUAAAUUAUUUAUCAAAUUGUUAUCAAGUUGUAAUCUAAAUCGGAAAAAUAAAUUAAAUUAAAAACGUUUUUAUAAAUAAAUAAAUAAAUUUUAAAAAAUAAAUUUUACAAUGUAUUUUAUGUUUUACAAAAAUUAACAAAACUAGGUUCAUUUUUAAUUAAAAAUAACAAGUUUAAUAAUUUUUCAAUAAAUGCAUAAAUGAAAAAAUAAAAUAUUGA